Molecule: messenger RNA, 2311 nt
Organism: Durio zibethinus
Lineage: Eukaryota; Viridiplantae; Streptophyta; Magnoliopsida; Malvales; Malvaceae
Product: protein RETICULATA-RELATED 1, chloroplastic-like
Biological process (GO): plant organ development
Cellular component (GO): chloroplast inner membrane
Source: RefSeq, a predicted model, not a curated record
AUAUAUUUUGUUGGCUGUAAAAUGGUUGCCCUUUUGUUGGUAUGGCCGAAGAAUAUGAGCCUACAACUCGACAUACGACCCAAACUCACCGAGCCGGAUGAUUCUACUAACCGGGUUGACUCAUUUUUCCUUCCUCGCCAAUCGGAUUGGGUUGUCUUGUCGUCCGCUGAACUAGCCAUUCAAACCCCCGCCAGUCUCUUCUUCCUCUCUCUCCAAGAGAGAAAAAUAUAAACGAGAACCUCAUUUACAAAAAAUUUUCUCGGAAAAGAAAAUAAAACCUAAACUUUGUCUCUAUCCAAACACAAAAAAAUGUCUCAUAUAAUGUUCCAAACCUCUCCACUUCCCAAAACCUUAUUAUUAAAACCAAGUCUGCCCCCCCUGUUUCGUCCUUUGUCCGGUAAGCUUAGGAUGAAUCUGACAGUGAGAUGUUCGUCGUCUUCUUUAAUCGACGGCGGAGAUUCCUCCGUCGCUGCUCUCGAGCGCUGUUUCUUGGCACCACUGGCUCCAGUGCAGUCCGCUUCUUCCAGUUCGGGUGAGGUGGGACCGGUUAUGAAAGGAGGAAAGUACGGUGCGUUUGGUACCGUUACGUUGGAGAAAGGGAAGCUUGAUUUGUCUCAGUCUCAGAAACGGUCCACGUCUAGCCCUGAUCUUGCAACCGGAGGAGGUGGAGGAGAUAUUGGAAAGAAAAUUAAUCAUGGAGGUGGGGAUGGAGGUGAUGAUGAUGGAGAUGACGAUGAUUAUUUCGAUGACUUUGAUGAUGAUGGGGAGGGAGAAGAUGGUGGACUGUUUAGAAGACGGAUGUUUCUUGAAGAGCUUUUUGAUCGAAAAUUUGUAGAUGCCGUAUUGAAUGAGUGGUACAAGACGAUGAUGGACUUGCCUGCUGGUUUCCGACAAGCUUAUGAAAUGGGAUUGGUCAGUUCAGCACAAAUGGUAAAAUUCGUAGCAAUUAAUGCAAGACCAACCACCAGUAGAUUUAUUUCUCGUACACUUCCUCAAGGAAUGUCGCGGGCAUUUAUUGGCAGGAUGCUUGCGGAUCCUGCCUUUUUGUACAGGCUUCUUUUAGAGGAGGUUGCCACUAUUGGCUCUUCUGUUUGGUGGGAGUUGAAGAAUCGAAAGGAUAGGAUUAAGCAAGAAUGGGAUCUGGCACUUAUGAACGUGCUCACUAUAGCAGCAUGCAAUGCUCUAGUAGUUUGGUCUCUUGCUCCUUGUCGUUCUUAUGGUAACACCUUCCGGUUUGACUUGCAAAACACUUUGCAAAAGCUUCCAAACAAUAUAUUUGAACAGAGUUACCCACUUCGAGAAUUUGACUUGCAAAAGAGAAUCCAUUCUCUUUUCUACAAGGCUGCAGAGUUGUGUAUUGUUGGAUUAACUGCUGGAGCUGUGCAAGGUUCUUUGUCAAAUUUUUUGGCCAGUAAAAAGAAAGAAAAGUUAUCUGUGACAAUUCCGUCUGUGAGUACCAAUGCACUUGGUUAUGGUGCUUUCCUUGGACUCUAUGCAAACCUUAGAUAUCAGCUUUUGUGUGGGUUUGAUCAAGCAAUGGUGAACCAUUUUGAUGUCAUUGGUGUAGCAUUGUUCUUCAGCACAGCUUUAAGGUUUUUGAAUGUUCAAUUAGGAGAGAGAUCAAGGCUGGCUUGGCUAGGUGUUGAGGUUGUUCCGCUGGUUCAGUCAGAUAACCUCUUGAAGGCUUACAACAAACCUUCCGAGGAUGGGACUAGGUCAUCUUCUAAAUGGUUUAUAUCCAAGAAUGCUAUUGUUUCUGGUCUUGGACUUCUUGGAAUCAGACGAAAAAAUGUUGAAUCUGCUGCUAAUGGAGAAACUGGAGCUCCAAAGGCCCGGAGAAAAAGGAUUGUCCGCAAGAAGGUAACUGCAAGCUCUGCGUAAUUAGUUGUAAUAAUUGCCAUUGCUGUCCAAUUUUGCUGCCUGACGGAGGGAAUUCAAUAAGAAAAGAACCUCAACAUCGUGUGGAUUUGCUAUGAUUUCUGUCUAGUGCUGAUUUUGGGCUAAAGGAUCACAUAGCACCAGCACAUUAACCUUAACAUGAAGAUUGUUUUUUGGAAGAGUUCUUGAUUGAUUCUACUAGUUUUAAUUUGAUGUUAUAUAUUUGUUAUAUUCAAUGAAGUGCUACACUCCAACUUGAGUAGCUUGAUUUCUUUUGCAACCAAAAUAAAUUGAAAGGGAUAAUUUUGGCAGAUACUUAUAAUAGAGCGCUGUGCAGUUAAUUGUUCAUUAAUUUCUAUAUAUGAAUUUGGAAUAGAAGGCAUAGAUAUACUGUUUCCUCUCAAAGUGUAGCCAACUUUUUUUUAAUUGAAUC